GAAGAAGAAGCAGAUGACCCGGAAAUGUAAUUGACACGACACGAACUUGUUGUAUACGGUCAUGUUUAGUUGACGUUUUGCGCCGUAAGCUAUUGUUGCAACAAAUUAAUUAAAACUAUAAGCAGUAUUUACAAGUAAACGGUUAAAAAUAAUCACAUAUCACAAAUGACUUUAUGCCAAUUUGAGAGUGAUAAAACGAAACAGUCGCUCGUGCAGAAGCUCACAGAGGGGAUAAUCGCUCGUGCAGUAGUGUAGUGAAGCAGAAAUGGAGUCCCAGCAGGAAGUGAACCCUGUAUUCCUGCAGCAGCUCAGAGAGUUGGACAUACCCGAGGAGGCCGCCAAGCAGGCACUCUUGCACACUCAAAAUGUGUCUGCGGAGGAGGCUGCAAUGUAUUACUUCAACAAACUAGAGAACGAGGAAGAGGGUGAUGAGGACCUGAUGUUUAAAAUGGUGUUUGUUGUAAAUAUGGAGCUGUCCAUGGGUGUGGGGAAGGUUGCGGCACAGGUGGGUCAUGCUGCAGUGGGUUUGUAUCAGGCCUUGCAGGAGAAAAACAGUUGGAGGGAAAUGGCCUGCAGAUGGGACCAUGCUGGAGCUAAGAAGAUAGUGUUACAAGGCACUAACGUGGCACACCUUUUGGAGCUGCAGGCUCUUGCUAUGAGCCUCAGUCUUCCUACAAAGCUGGUACAGGAUGCUGGACACACACAGGUGGAGCCAGGUUCAUGCACUGUGCUUGCCAUCAUAGGAGAAGAGGAGAUGGUGAAUAAUGUCACAGGCAGCCUCAAACUGCUUUGAGGAAACUACUGUAAUGCUGAGGAAAACUCUUCAAGUGUAGGUUUGUUGUGUACCACAGAAAGAACAGGGGUCAGCGUUUCCCACAGUAGCAUGUUUUCCCGCAAGAUUAUGGUGCACUCAGUAAUUUUUUGUUUAUGUUGUGAUGACUUGCACUGACACCUAACAAGGAGGAUGCAUCUUUACACAAAAACAAACCGUUUCUGUUACUGCUACCUUGGGGUGGGUUAUAUACCGUUAUAAUUUUGUCAACCAGUAUAACUAUUUAUGUAUUGUUUCUAUUGUGGUUAUGCCAAAGUUUCCUGCAGGUCUGAAACUCCAGCACCACAACAAAAGAACCCAUAUUUUAAUCCAGUUGUGAAUUUGAGUUAGCAAUUUGAAUUGAAUGUGAUGUGAAAAGGCUGUGUAUCACUAAAUAACGACAAGAGAAACUUCAUUUCUAUUAAACUGUCAUUGUAAACGGCACACAAAACAAACAACGCAGAAUGCUCUGAUUUACAAACAACAUCCAUUACAGCUUUCACUUAAUCCUUAUGAAAAUAACACUGAGUAAAUUCAGAAAUUAAGAACUUGGAUUAAAUUAAACUAAAUUAAAAUGGGUAAUUUUAUGUAGUUGCUUAAAGGUUUUCAGUAUUGUCAUGGAAGGUUAUCUGACUUGUAAAGUGGAGAAGAGGCUUCAAAAAAAAAAGUAAUCAUAAUUAACAUCGUACUUAACCUGUAUUGUUUUUUUUUUCAUUGCUUGCAGUAAAAACACAAUACAAAGUUGAUGUAAUCAAUAAAACACUAUAUUUAAAGUUCUAUUGCAGUAUUAAUGAUAAAAAUCUACAUUUUAUAGAUCGACCGUUACUUGGAAAUUGGAUUCACAAAGAUUAUCAUUUUUAAGAAGUAGUUAUCAUAAAACUAUAUAUUGUGAAGUAUAUCUCUAUAAUCAGAUGUAUGUCUCUAUAAUAUUGUUACAUUUUUGCUUCACAUCCCUAUCAAUACUAUUUUAGAAAUGCACAGUAAGCUAUGAUUUGUGUAUUAGUCCUUCAAAAUGGGGAUGGAGGUAAAUUACUGAGAUAAAAUUAGUAUAAAUUGACUGGUAAUGCAACCCACUUGGUGACCACUGAAAUUACAUCUCAUGUGAUUUUAAACUUUUUUUAUAUUACAACUAAUUUAUUUUGUAUGUUUUAAUGAAGGAAAAAAUUACUGAGUGAAAACUGGAAAACACCUACAUACAGUAGUUUAACACAACAGAUAUGUUGAAAUAAUUGCAUUUUAAAGGUCUUAAGUUAUGUGAUAAAACAACUAUUAGAUAUUAUCAACAAGUCGCUUAAUUUCUAUAGAGCUAAAAAAAAAAAAAAACUUCCUCGAAGAGAUGUCAAUUAAAUGGCAAUGUAAAAAACUG
Messenger RNA from Carassius auratus (goldfish), 2177 nucleotides. Its product is annotated as probable peptidyl-tRNA hydrolase 2. Gene Ontology annotation, molecular function: peptidyl-tRNA hydrolase activity; protein binding. NCBI's taxonomy places the organism in Eukaryota, Metazoa, Chordata, Actinopteri, Cypriniformes, Cyprinidae. The transcript has 7 exons. The coding region runs from base 266 to 793 and encodes 175 amino acids. The record is from RefSeq and is a predicted model, not a curated record. Gene Ontology annotation, cellular component: cytosol.